CUGCACAACACAUUUAUUGAAUAUAACUUAUAAGUAAAAUAAUAUUAUUUUUGUAUUCAACAUUUUUAUACCACUAUUGUUCUAACUUCUAACAAGAGUUGUGUAAUAGGGAAGGGGAUUUAUGGUGCGGAGGUUUCCCGUUGCCUUCUGCUCUAUAAUAUUAAUAGUAAUUUGAAAUCAAUGGUUAAUUAUAUUAUAUGGGAUAAAUAUAUUAUGUUAAGGGUAAAUACGCGUAGCACUAUGUAUUGUUUGUUCCUAUUCUGAUCACAGUUCAAUGUUCAUCAUUAUUAGAGAUGGUGCUAGCAAUACUAUUUUAUAACAGUUAAAUUUCUGUCGCUAUACUACUGGUUGUCAAACAAGUGAAACAAUUUGCUCAUUGAAAUUUAUAGACUUGACUUAAAGCACAAUACACUUCUCCAAAAUGUCUCUAAGUUCUCUUGACGAUAAUGGCGCAUCAUUAUCAGACCAUUACAAAGACUUUUAUCAUUUAUUUAAAAAAAACACACCGCCCGAUAUAAACUUAGUAACAGAUGAUGGUGUACAAUUAGCUGCUCAUAAACUUAUUUUGGCAUCGGCUAGUUCUUGGUUUGAAGUACUAUUCUACGGUGGCUUUAAAAAAAAUGAGAAAAGAAACGUGACUUUAAAAGAAAUCGAGUCUGAUGUCUUAAGAUCCAUUCUGACGUACGUGUACACAUUCAAAUUAAACAUAAAAGAAAAUAAUAUUGAGAAACUGUUAAAAGCUGCUGAUUGUUAUCAAUUUAAUAAUGUAAAAAAAUUAUGUUAUAAUUAUAUUAGAGAGAAAAUAAACAUCUUUAAUUGCAUGGCGUUCAUGAAAUAUGCUAAUCCUAUAUCACACAGAGAACUUCACUAUUUCUGUUUUAAUUAUAUUUUAAUGAACUUCAAUGCUAUUGUGAAUUCGGAAUCGGGUUUGGAAGGACUAUUUGAACUAAAUUUUGAUGAUUUUGUCGAGUUCAUAUCCAACGAUUAUUUGGAAAUUCAAUCAGAAGAAAUGAUUUUUGAAUUUAUCAUUGGUUGGAUAAAUUAUAACUUAUGUGAACGCAAGGACUAUUUACCUGAAUUACUUAAGUAUUUGAGAUUACCAUUGAUUCCUAAAAACAGAUUGAAGCGAAUAACUAAUGAACCUUUACUGAAAAGAAACAAAGAUUAUUUGGUUGACUUCAUGAAAGAAAUUGUUAAUAUCCGUGCUGGUUUAAAUAUUUCCAACACAACAUUUAGAACACCUUAUUCACAUGUAUCAAAUAUUAUUUUUGCUAUAAAAGGUGUAUUGGGGGAUGAAGACGGCUAUAUCAAGUAUCUAUAUAUGAGAGAUGAGGAGAAUCUGAAUUGGAAAUUUUGUGAUUAUGCGUUUUUUCGACCUCGUCGCUAUUGUUCCGUUAUGGUGUUCUCAAGUAAAGGUGUGAUAUUUGCAAUUGGCGGUUUCAAGGAACCCAAUAAGUGGACAAAUUACAUAGAAGCACUUGAUCUUAGUUCAAUGGCCAAAGAUUGGGUGCCUUUAAUGCCUAUGAAAACUACCCGAAGAAAUUUUGCUGUUAGUAUUCAAGGAAAAUACAUAUAUGUUAUCGGAGGUGAAGAUAUGCACAAGAAUACGUUGAAUUCGAUAGAAUAUUAUGACUUAGAUUUGAAAGUUUGGAAUUGUUUUUCAAAACCGAUGCCUACCCCUCGUAAAUACUGCAAAUCUAUCAUCCACAACAAUCGUUUAUUUAUUUUUGGCGGAAUUCACCUCAACACGAUGCUUGCUAGCGUAGAUUGCUACGAUUUAAAAAAUAAUAGAUGGAUACGACUCGGUUCUAUGCCAACGCCCAAAUGUUCUAUGGCUGUGGCGAUGGGAAAGAAUGUCGUUUAUCUCAUUGGCGGUGGAUUCGGCAUUUUACCAAGUACAUCUGAAAGGAGUGUUUUCAAAUUUGACUUACAAUAUUUAAAAUGGACUGUGUUACCAGACAUGAACGAACCCAGGAGCAAUGCAAACGGUGUCGUUAUUAAAAAUGAUUUAAUCGUUUUUGGAGGCGUACAAUUUGACAAGCCUAAACUAACGCUAGUGACAAAAAGUGAGAAAUAUAAUUCCAAGAAAAAAGAAUGGCAGUUUGCUGAAUCGGCUGACGUGUCAUUUCCCUAUAAUCAAGCAUUUUGUCUUAACGAUAUGAAACUUAAAGCAUUUGGAAUUAACAUAUAAAAUGACUUCAAAUUUGUGUAAUAAUUGACAACUAUUGUAUUGAAUUGUUUUCAAAUGUAUUUUUAGUGUACUGACUACAAUUUUUUCUUUUUACAUAAAAAGGUGGCAUGUAAAGGGCACCUCACGAUAGUCUGACAGAUUUGCAUAAAAACUUAAAUGUGUAGGUGAAUCUGUCAGACUAUCGUGAUACACCCUGUAGUAUAGUAGCUAUUAUUAUUGUUCAUUUGUUUUGAUGUGAUCCUAUUCGACAAGUACAUAUGUCAUGUAAUACCUAAUAAGUAACUUUUGUUUUAUGUUUAACGUUAGUUACUUUUUUUUUACCAAUAUAACCAUUUGCAUUUGCUGUUAUUUCUAACGUGUAAAUUUGUUCCAAAUAAUUUUGUUUAUAUACAAAGUGGUUCAACAAAAUACAUAUGGAAAACUGUAUAUAUUUUUUUUAUACAUAUCG
Adelges cooleyi (spruce gall adelgid) is the source of this 2639-nucleotide messenger RNA. Its product is annotated as kelch-like protein 28. Gene Ontology annotation, molecular function: protein binding. The transcript is spliced from 11 exons. Lineage: Eukaryota; Metazoa; Arthropoda; Insecta; Hemiptera; Adelgidae. The coding region runs from base 422 to 2191 and encodes 589 amino acids. The record is from RefSeq and is a predicted model, not a curated record.